This is a messenger RNA of Cynocephalus volans (Philippine flying lemur), 1759 nucleotides long. It is a transcript of the gene VPS37A, whose product is annotated as VPS37A subunit of ESCRT-I. Lineage: Eukaryota; Metazoa; Chordata; Mammalia; Dermoptera; Cynocephalidae. Gene Ontology annotation, cellular component: ESCRT I complex. Gene Ontology annotation, biological process: ubiquitin-dependent protein catabolic process via the multivesicular body sorting pathway; protein targeting to vacuole; protein targeting to membrane. The coding region runs from base 304 to 1497 and encodes 397 amino acids. The transcript is spliced from 12 exons. The record is from RefSeq and is a predicted model, not a curated record.
CCGGGGUGGUGGAGAGCUGGGAGGUCGUAGUGUCUGACUGGCUGGCUCCGGCGUCUGGGCCGCGUAGGUGGGAUUAGCUGUCCCGGGCCGCAAGUUGCCCCUGUCCAGCUGGCCGUGGUGAUAUCAUGUUCCCCAGAGCCCGAGGACAGCGAGCCGGGCUUGCUUAGAGAAGACGCGGUCCCCCAGCACUUGGGCCGGAGGUGUCCCAGUCCGCUCCUCUGUCGCUGGAGAACGGCCGGGCUGAGUAGCUGGGAGAAGCAGGCCGGAGCCUUCUGGGGCCUUGGGCCCUGGGACCCGAGGAGGAUGAGCUGGCUCUUUCCCCUGACCAAGAGCGCCUCCUCCUCCGCAGCUGGGUCUCCCAGUGGCCUCACCAGCCUCCAACAGCAGAAGCAGCGCCUGAUCGAGUCCCUCCGGAACUCACACUCCAGUAUAGCUGAAAUACAGAAAGAUGUGGAAUACAGAUUGCCAUUCACUGUAAACAACCUGACAAUUAACAUUAAUAUAUUGCUUCCUCCACAAUUUCCUCAGGAAAAACCUGUGAUCAGUGUUUAUCCACCGAUAAGACAUCACUUAAUGGAUAAACAAGGAGUAUAUGUUACCUCUCCAUUAGUAAACAAUUUUACAAUGCACUCAGAUCUUGGAAAAAUUAUUCAGAGUCUACUGGAUGAGUUUUGGAAGAAUCCUCCAGUUUUAGCUCCUAGUUCAACAGCAUUUCCAUACCUUUAUAGUAACCCAGGUGGGAUGCCUCCUUAUGCUUCUCAAGGUUUUCCAUUUCUUCCUCCAUAUCCCUCACAAGAAGCCAACAGGAAUGUAACUUCUUUAUCUGUUGCUGACACUGUUUCUUCUUCAACAACAAGUUAUACCACAGCCAAACCCGCUGCUCCUUCAUUUGGUGUCCUUUCAAAUCUGCCAUUACCUGUUCCCACAACAGACACUUCAGUACCGAUAAGCCAGAAUGGUUUUGGUUACAAGAUGCCAGAUGUCCCUGAUGCAUUUCCAGAACUCUCAGAACUAAGUGUGUCACAACUCACAGAUAUGAAUGAACAAGAAGAGAUUUUACUAGAACAGUUUCUGACUUUGCCUCAACUGAAACAAAUUAUUACUGACAAGGAUGACUUAGUAAAAAGUAUUGAGGAACUAGCAAGAAAAAAUCUCCUUUUGGAACCCAGUUUGGAAGCUAAAAGGCAAACUGUUUUAGAUAAGUAUGAAUUACUAACACAAAUGAAAGCUACUUUUGAGAAGAAGAUGCAAAGGCAGCAUGAACUUAGUGAGAGCUGUAGUGCAAGUGCCCUACAGGCAAGAUUGAAAGUAGCUGCACAUGAAGCCGAGGAAGAAUCUGAUCAUAUUGCUGAAGAUUUCUUGGAGGGAAAAACUGAAGUAGAUGAUUUUCUCAGUAGCUUCAUGGAAAAGAGAACAAUUUGCCACUGUAGAAGAGCCAAGGAAGAGAAACUUCAACAGGCAAUAGCAAUGCACAGUCAAUUUCAUGCUCCACUAUAGAUUUUUUUGAAAAUAUGAACUGCCGAGAGAAGGAAUGGGACACAAAACUAAGCACAUUGUUUUAUAUUUCUGUUUUGCAAAUUGGCAUUUCAUCACAGUGGCUGAAUUCUUGGAUACACUAUAUAGAUUGUAUACAGAACUGAGACUGAUUUUGUACAGAUUAGAAUGAUUGCUAUGAUCUUUGCUUUAAGAAAUUUUUCUGCACUAUUUGCACUAAAAAUGUUUAUUUAUUGUUGAUAAAUCCUAUCAUAUUUAAGUUCCA